Messenger RNA from Centropristis striata (black sea bass), 1692 nucleotides. RefSeq names its product trafficking regulator and scaffold protein tamalin (gene tamalin). The record is from RefSeq and is a predicted model, not a curated record. The coding region runs from base 147 to 1277 and encodes 376 amino acids. Gene Ontology annotation, molecular function: protein binding. NCBI's taxonomy places the organism in Eukaryota, Metazoa, Chordata, Actinopteri, Perciformes, Serranidae. The transcript is spliced from 8 exons.
ACUCAAGUCAAACUAUAGUUGGCUCCACGUUGAAGCUCACUACUCGCUCAGCAUCUUUCCCUGCUGGUUUCACUCUCAGAGGAACGAGACACGUUAUCACUGUUUACUUUCAACAACUUCUUCACCAACUUUUUUAUGAGCUCAACAUGACGUUCAGGAGGCUGAAGAAGGUGAACUCCAGCGGGCCGGAGAGUGGACCCGCAUCUCAAGACGACAUUUAUUUCCCCUCGUCAAAGUCGGACAGCUGUAGGACCGUGGACUUACCGACAAACUCCUCGGAGGUUUACAACUACAAAACUUUGGCUUAUUCUGGAGGGACGCUGCCCAGAAACUUAAAAAAGGGUGGCGGGCUGCAGAAGUGGAAACCCUUAACACUCACACCAGAACCACAAAGAAAGGUGGUGGUGCUGGAGAAAAAUGAGGAGGAGACGUUUGGUUUCGAAAUCCAGACUUACGGCCUGCACCAUCAAGACCAAAACUCAGUAGAGAUGUGCACGUUUGUGUGCAAAGUGCACGAAGACAGUCCGGCCCAGCAAGCCGGACUUAAAGUUGGGGACACCAUCUCAAGUGUGAACGAGUCCACCGUGGAGGGAUUUCGGCACAAGGAGAUUGUGCAGCUCAUCAGGGCCUGCGGCAACUCACUCAGGCUGGAGACGGUUUACAGUGACUCAAUCCGAAAAGCGGAGCUGGAAGCCCGGCUGCAGUUUCUGAAGCAAACUCUUCAUGAGAAGUGGGAUGAAUAUCGGUCGCUGAUGGUGCAGGAGCAGAGGCUUGUUCAUGGUAUAGUGCUGAGUGAUGCUGCAGUGUACGAGUCCCUGGAGUCAGCAGGCGUGUACGGCAGCCUCGGCACUCCCAGCCCGGCCGCUGAGAGAGCCCUGCGCUGCACCGGCACCGGCAGCACAAGCAGCAGCGCCAGCUUUCUCAGCACGGCCACCGAGGACGACCCCCUCUACCAGACCUGCAUGUACCAGGUGGACGGCAGCGUGGACUCGGACAGCACCAGCACAGACAAAAAGAAAGAGCAGCCACCGCAGAGGAAGCUACGCCUCCGACCGGCCAGCGAGCUCUUCACGUCGGCCAAGACGCAGCUGACCCGCAGCGCCAGCACACGCAGCUACAUCAGAGGGUCUUCAUCAACGUCGUCCGCCCCGGCGGAGAAGCAAGGAGGAUUCAACUCGCUGCAGAGGAAGCCCAAACAGAAAAGCUUCCGCAGGCGUCUCCUAAAAUUCAUCCCUGGCUUAAACCUACCGCUGGAGGAGGAGGAGAGCAAACUGUGAGCAGCAAACUGAGCUGUUCAGCUAAACUGCAGACCCAAAGACUUAAAGCACCACUGACUGUCAAACUAAACUGCCAAAGAAAGACAUGCAAGCAGCCCCAAAGAGUGAAGAGACCAAAGGCUAAGAACAUGUGGCUACGUUCUGCAGCCCUCAGUGUUUCACAGCUGUAAAUAACUUUCGUUUCCUGUUGUUCUUUAAGUUAUUUAUUUAUUUUAACAUGUCUGCUUUAUGUACAGAAUGAAGGAUUUUUCAGUUUUUACUGCAUGCACCUACUUUUAUUUUGACAGCAGAGUAAAUGACCCGUUACCGUUUGUGAUUUUGCAAUGCAACAUUUUGUAAGAGACAAGUUUGAUAUCUACUUUAGAUUGAUCCUGUUUUAUUUUUUUGCCCUGCCUAAGUCACGGUUCCUAAAAAU